Messenger RNA from Alternaria novae-zelandiae, 774 nucleotides. RefSeq lists its product as uncharacterized. Gene Ontology annotation, biological process: endoplasmic reticulum membrane organization. Gene Ontology annotation, cellular component: endoplasmic reticulum membrane; plasma membrane. The record is from RefSeq and is a predicted model, not a curated record. The transcript is spliced from 4 exons. Bases 1 to 774 code for a protein of 257 amino acids. NCBI's taxonomy places the organism in Eukaryota, Fungi, Ascomycota, Dothideomycetes, Pleosporales, Pleosporaceae. Gene Ontology annotation, molecular function: FFAT motif binding.
AUGUCCGUCGAGCUCGACCCCGUAGAGCUUGGUUUCAAGCGACCCUUCCAGCACGAGGUGUCGCAGACCCUCCGCUUGAAGAACCCGCACUCUGACCCCAUUGCUUUCAAGGAAGACCCACCGCCAGAUGCGAAGUGCCGCGACAAGUUCCUCGUGCAAUCUGUCCUCGUCACCGCUGACAAGGAGUUCACCAACGUCGGGUCUUUGUGGUCGCACAUCGAGCAGACCGCCAAGUCUUCCAUCCAAGAGAAGAAGAUCAGAGUCCUCUUCCUCGCACCCGACGAUGCCUCCAGCGCAACUCCUGCGAGAACCAACGGUGUUAGCCGCGAUUCGAUGCUUUCCUCUCCAUCCCCCGAGGCCGUGACUCCUCAGCGCGGCGUAUCGGACGCUUCUGGGCCUGUCUCCGUUCCCUCGGAGCGCCCAUCGGGAAGCAAAGACUUGGGCGAGAUCAGGAAUGAGACCUACAACCCCGCAUCAAGUGGUAAUAUGGGGUCGAGCUUCAGCUCUGCUGCUGGAACUGUCGCUAGUGCCAUGCCAUCUUCAAGCGACGUCGAGGCCCAGCUUGCUGAAGCCAAGGCCCAGAUUGCGCGAUUGACACAGCAGGUCAGCGAGGCCACUGGUCUUCGCCAGCGAAAGACAGGAUCCGCCCAGGACUCGAAGCAGGGAGUUUCGACCUCCAUGGACACACGGCAAGCUCCCGCAGGCGGCGUAUCUGUCCAGAUCACCGCCCUUCUAUGCCUCAUCAGCUUCCUGAUUGCUUAUUUCCUCUUCUGA